Molecule: messenger RNA, 1001 nt
Organism: Epinephelus fuscoguttatus (brown-marbled grouper)
Lineage: Eukaryota; Metazoa; Chordata; Actinopteri; Perciformes; Serranidae
Exons: 5
Coding region: 186-1001 (271 amino acids)
Source: RefSeq, a predicted model, not a curated record
GGUCACAUGAUUUCAGAGAAUCGUCUCAGAGACAGUGAAACUUAACAGGACAGACUGAGGUCAGAGCUGCUGUGACUGCUGACACCUCAACAGUGCCUCUCAGCAGCUCGUCUCUCCACUGCUCCUCGUCAGACGAUCAGAACACAUCAGCUGAAGAGAACCCUCUCUCUCUUCACACUUCCAAGAUGGCGUAUUCCACUCAAUGGUUCCAUGGCUCACAGCUAUGUGGAUAUGUGUUCAGCCAUCAGACUGUCUACAGAUGCAGCUCUGUAGUGCCGCAGCACCCGGAGUUGAUAAAACUGGCCCAAGCUGUGAUUGGUCCCUUGAAGAGUGGGCUUCAAUCCUUCAACACCGUCACAGACUUACUCCUCAGCGUGAAUGCAGACAUCGUCUAUCCUGGAUGCCAGACCUUUGAUGAGAUCAGGAGAGAGAUUGAAAGCAUGAAGCAGAAGUUAGAAAGAUCAGAGCAGGUGGCCAAACAGGAGCUUCUAAAGCUGGAUGGGGACACUGAGCGUCUCACUGCAGAGCAGAGUUGGUUAGCCAAGGAGAAACAGAAGAGAGAGGGGGAGUUACAGAAUUAUAGAAUAGAGCUGAAGUCACAUCAGGAGUCUUUAGAGAGGAAUCAGGAAAAACUGAGACAAGCGAGAUGUCGUGUGAGGGAGGCAGAAAAGACCUAUGACAAAAUGAAACGGAGGAGAGAUGAGGCCGAGACAGCGAGGAAUGUUGGGAUUGGUCUCAUGGUGAUCCCAAUCGCCGGAUGGAUCGCUGGGUCAGUCUUGGCUGUUGCUGGCCAGGUAGACAUGAAUCAGGCCUCUGACUUGAUGGAGUCCGCUAGGAGUGAAGUACGUGAAUUUGAAUCUCAGGAGGAAACGUUCUCUAGCAAUGUAUCUGAGUAUGGCUCCAAAAUUAGUCAGAGUCAGGCCAACAUUCAAACUACAGACGAUAGGAUUCAGACAGAGGCCUCACUGAAGGACUUGUCCAAGAAGGGAGGUGGUUGCUGA